This is a messenger RNA of Aphanomyces astaci, 2136 nucleotides long. RefSeq lists its product as hypothetical. NCBI's taxonomy places the organism in Eukaryota, Oomycota, Saprolegniomycetes, Saprolegniales, Verrucalvaceae. The transcript has 16 exons. The record is from RefSeq and is a predicted model, not a curated record. Bases 31 to 2061 code for a protein of 676 amino acids.
UUUGUUGGCAGUGGCGGUGGUUACGUGUGGAUGGCAAAAGUGUGUGCGCUGGUGCUGCUGGUAUUGGCAACUGCGGGCAUCGUAGCUGGGUCUCCCUGCCCCCAGGACUGCAGUGGGCAUGGCUUUUGCCUCAAACAAGGCGUGUGUCGGUGCUCCGAGUCCUGGACUGGCCACAACUGUGCUAUUGCCAAAUGUCCGAUGGGGGUAGCGUGGUCGGAUUUUGCUGUCGCGAACGAUAACGCGCACAACUUGGCGGUGUGUUCGAACCGGGGCAAGUGCGACACCACCACGGGCGUGUGCACGUGUCUGUCGGGGUUCACCGGUCAAGCUUGCGACCGCCUCGCCUGUGCAUGCAAUGGACGCGGCACUUGCGUCAGCAUGAAGGACUAUGCCUUGACCAAAGACCGAGGCCUGGGCCAGCCCUUCCCGUACGACACCAACUGGGACGCCACCAAGCUGUACGGGUGCAUGUGUGAUGCCCCGUACAGCGGCUACAGCUGCCAAAUCAGCGAAUGCCCAAGAGGAGACGACCCACUGACAGGAACUAUCUAUGACCCCACGGGACUCCAAUACAACGAAAAGCAGAUCGUCAACUGCAAAGCCACGGGGGGGGCAUUUACACUGACGUUUCGAGGCCACACCACAGUUCCGAUCGCUCCGUCUGACUCUGCCGCCACCGUGCAAGCUAAAGUGGGGGCGUUGCCUUCUGUGAAUGGUGUGGCGGUGUCUUACUCAGGCAUUACUACCCAAGCCUGUACGAUCCUCGGCAACAACAUUGCGUUGGAAUUCACCCAGGACUUUGGCGAUUUGCCCUCGGUCGUUGGGGAUGCAUCGCAAUUGACCCACUCAUCGGCGGGAAUGAUCCCUACCCUGACCAUCACCACGGCCGUGGACGGCACGAAAGAGAACGCGUUUUGCUCGAACCGCGGGCUGUGCGAUCGAACGUCGGGCAUUUGUGCAUGCUUCAUGAGCUUUUUCUCGAGCGACGGCAACGGCAACAUUGGUACACGGGGGGACUGUGGGUACGCCUUUUCCGCCAUCACACAAUGCCCCGGAUCGGUGCUGGCGUGCAGCGGGCAUGGGAUUUGCCAGGGCCCCCCAACGUACACGUGUAUAUGCGCCAGCGGGUUCCAAGGCGGCGACUGCUCCGAGCGGAUUUGUCCUGUGGGCAAAGCCUGGUUCGACAUGCCCUUUGACGCCCAGGGGGCCCACGCAUUAGCCGAAUGCUCCAACGCUGGCACUUGCGACCGGUCUAAGGGCGAAUGUGUGUGCGACCCGCGGUUUACUGGGGCGUCAUGCAACCGAAUGGUAUGUCCGAACGAAUGCAGUGGCCACGGCACCUGCCAAACGAUCCAGUCCAUGGCGGGACUGUCAGUCAUUAACGGCGACCCCGUCAAGUUAACCUACGGCGCCAUUCCAAACAAUUACCCCACGUGGGAUUUCGACCAAUUGCAAGGCUGCGUGUGCAACCCCGGCUACACCGACUUUGAUUGCUCCAAAUUCACAUGCCCCACAGGGGACGACCCCGUGACAAGGAUGGACACGAAGAACCGCCCCCAAGCCAACACCAUCCAAGUCGUGCAAUGCAUUGGAACGACGGGCACGUUUACGUUGGGGUUCCGAGGGCAGACGACGCCGGCACUGUCGUUCUCCAUCUCAGCCGCAAGUUUAACGGUCGCAUUGCAAGCGCUGCCAGCGUUUGGGCAGGUGUCUGUCGUGUAUUCAUCGGGCCCCGCCGCUUGUACAGCAAGUGGCAUCAACUCGAUUUCGAUCACGUUUCGAACGGUGUUCGGAACACUUCCGACCAUCCGCACGACAGUCAACGGUGUCACAUCUGUCACGGUCAAGAACGACGGCACGGGCGGGUCUGUUGUCGGCACCAAAGAGGACGCCGUGUGCUCGAAUCGGGGCACAUGCGACACGUUGCAUGGCAUUUGCAUCUGUGCCGAAGGGUUCACCAGCAGCGACGGGUACGGAGGCCCGGGAAGCCGCGGGGAUUGCGGGUAUAUGGAGCCAGUCUACCUCAAUUCGGCCGCCAAGGUCGCCAAUGAAAUUGCCUAGUACUUGUAGUAGUUCGUCAUAACACAACGUCGACGCCAAUUUAAAUGGGCACGUGAGGGGGUAACAUAAUAUGCG